GCUGCACAUACACGCAUCCCGAUCCCAUAAUUUGGGCUCUACUAAACGACUGACUACAAGCUCAAGGGACACAGCCAUUGACAGAGUCUACUCAGUACCCAUUAAUAUUAGCUAGCCUUGCUCUCCGUCCAUGACCCUCGCGACGAGUUACCCCAAAUAAGUGACCUAAUGUACCACACACCGACUCUCGACCAUCAAGCCUCUAGAACCCUGCUAAAAGGGGUGACCAUCUCCAACGGAAACCUGCCGCCGUUCAUUCCAAGCUAGGCAAGAGGUGGUCGUACCGUACCGAGCUAACUAUCUGACGGACUGGGCGGAUUGUGCAUCCAUCGCAUCCCUUUAAUCCACCCGGUGGGCCCUCCGUGCCCACUCGAUAGUUCUACGGCCCUUCCAGAAACAUUCCGUGUCUGGUCAUAUGCGCCCCAUAGCUCGAGUCAAUUUGUCGGUCUGGGCAGCUCUGGUCUGGCUUGUCUGUUCUACGGAAACAUAGCCCACAUAUCCGGGAUGAUCAUCCAUCUCGUUAGGGAGCAUGUUGCUGUUCGGUGAGGUAAGCGAAAGAAGAGUGGAUCGUGGACUAGUUGUUGGGAGCGUUCCUUGCAUUAACGACUUACGUAUAUAGUACUCGGGGUGUUUCGUUAAGGGAUGGCGUUGUAGCCUUAAAGUCUAUUCUCUCUUCUCGGUAUGUCGUGGACUUCCCUUGUAUGCCUAGACACAGCAUCUGUUUGAGAAGGUUUGGGUGGAACAAAAGAAAACAUCUCAUGAGCAUUUCAUUCAUGUCUUUGGUGCCAGCAACAACUCCCCCUUCCCCCCUUUCGAGUCCUGCUGUAUCACGCACGGAAUUAUACACAAUGUGGCUGAACUUUCGCUGGCGCCGAAACAUGGAUGAGGCUGUAAGAACCAGAUCCCCGGCUCCUUGGCCAUUGUCUGAUCAAAUCCAAUGCACGAACCUACGUACCAUCCAGUCUUUUUCCCAGGGCUGACAUAUGCACCUUCCCG
Messenger RNA from Aspergillus caelatus, 996 nucleotides. RefSeq lists its product as uncharacterized. The transcript is spliced from 2 exons. Bases 702 to 980 code for a protein of 92 amino acids. NCBI's taxonomy places the organism in Eukaryota, Fungi, Ascomycota, Eurotiomycetes, Eurotiales, Aspergillaceae. The record is from RefSeq and is a predicted model, not a curated record.